Messenger RNA from Branchiostoma floridae (Florida lancelet), 1358 nucleotides. RefSeq names its product galactose-3-O-sulfotransferase 2-like. The record is from RefSeq and is a predicted model, not a curated record. NCBI's taxonomy places the organism in Eukaryota, Metazoa, Chordata, Leptocardii, Amphioxiformes, Branchiostomatidae. Gene Ontology annotation, molecular function: galactosylceramide sulfotransferase activity. Gene Ontology annotation, cellular component: membrane. Gene Ontology annotation, biological process: glycolipid biosynthetic process. The transcript has 3 exons. The coding region runs from base 110 to 1351 and encodes 413 amino acids.
GGGAGUCAGACAGGACCGUGUAGCUAGCGAGUUUUGUUCGGGGACCCAAGGCAGUCAGCCCGCAGAUCUCACAUUAGUGCUCCGGGGAGAACUUUUGCGUAAAAUAGAUAUGGCUGAUAUCAUAUUGUUUUUCCUGUCCAGAGUCUCUAUUGGUCCUUGCAGUGCUAAGGUAAAGCACGUGGUGUUUUUGAAGGUCCACAAGGCUGCAUCUACCACUGUGGCGUCCAUCUUCCAAAGGUUCGGCUGGAAACACAACCUCACCUUCGUUCUUCCUACACACUAUAGGGACUACAUAGGCUGGCCGUAUUACAUGAAGCCACAAGAUAUCCUUCCGUCACCUACAGGCAGUUACAACAUACUUUGUGAUCACGUGGUUUAUGACGACAGGAUAUUGAGCACUUUGAUGCCUGACGACACCUUUUCUAUCGCCAUCUUGAGAGAACCCCUAAGUCAUCUCAAGUCGGUCUUCCAUUGGUGGCAUUUGGAUCAAAAGUACAACGUCAGCUCACACACCGGAAGUGACGUCAUCACCAGUUUCCUUGACAACCCCAUGUUCUAUGAGACGAGGCUGUCGUCCAAUGUCGAAACCCUCCGUCCGUUCAUAUACACCCGGAACUUUCAGUCCUACGACUUCGGAUUCCCAGUUCACCUGUCUGAUCAUGAAAACUUCGUUCAAGAGUUCUUAGAGGCGGUGAAGACUCAGUUUCACCUUGUGAUGAUCAUGGAAUAUUUUGACGAAUCGCUGGUCCUACUGAAACGAUUACUUUGCUGGGAACUUGUGGACAUUUUGUAUCUAGGACUCCAAAGAUCCAGGACGUAUUCGUACAAAACUACAAAGGUUUCAAGAGAAACUGUCGACAAGCACCAACAGUGGAGCAAAGUAGACUACAAUAUGUAUGACUAUUUCAACAAGUCUCUAUGGAAAAUGAUCCAGAACGAAGAACAAAGAAGUUUCUAUUCAGAAGUCCGUCAUUUUGAAAAUGUGUUGCUAGAAGUUCAACAGUAUUGUUCAGUCCUACCAAAGGGAUACAUGCAGAGUUUAAAGCCCGUUCCAAAGAAAAUAAUUCCAGCUAGCGAAUGGAAUGAUGUUAUAAAUUUGGACGAACUUUUCUGUUUGGAGUUGAGAAUGGGUUGGGAUGACUGGGAGUAUGUUAUAAAGAGUUCCCAUCUUGGAGAGUUGAGAAGACAAAGUUCUUUUAAGUUCGAUAUAAGUUUCGUUCAAGUCCCUCGGCCGACGAGCGUCAUGUCGAGAAUAUUACGUAAGAGAUUUCAAGUUAAGGGUCCGAAGCUCGUCUGUGAAAAUCGUUCCACGUAUUGUACAUUAGAUAAGCGUGCACUGAAUAAAGUAUGAAACAUUA